Leptopilina heterotoma is the source of this 4105-nucleotide messenger RNA. RefSeq names its product probable RNA helicase armi (gene armi). Gene Ontology annotation, molecular function: helicase activity. The coding region runs from base 87 to 3812 and encodes 1241 amino acids. The transcript has 6 exons. The record is from RefSeq and is a predicted model, not a curated record. NCBI's taxonomy places the organism in Eukaryota, Metazoa, Arthropoda, Insecta, Hymenoptera, Figitidae.
UACGAAUAGUAAACAAACACUCUGUUUAACUUGGAAAUAAAUUUCUAUUAUUGUUAAAAGGAGAAGAAAAUCAAAAAAAGAAAAACAUGUUUUCGGCAGUGACAUCGUUUUUCACUAAUCUAAUGUACAAAAAUUAUUCACCCAUGAAUAUGGCGGAUGUCGAUAAAAUAUUAAAAGAUGCCGAAAGAGAAAGUAUAGAAACAUCCGCGGAGGUGACCGAAGAUUUACCCCAACAAAUUGGAGAAUGUUGCUUCUACGCAACUGGAAUUGUUACCGCACUCCGUGAAGAAUACGUCCUAAUAGAUAACAAGUACCUAUGUGAUAUACAUCGAGUUGCCACUGAAGUUAAAAUUGGCAAUAAAGUUCGAUAUUUAGCCUAUCAAUUAGAUAAAAAUAAGGAAUUAAAAAUACAUAAAAUAACCGAUUUAGCCGAUUCAACCUGGGACGAUGAUGAUAAUGAUGAACAAGUUGUUGAAAAUUUGAAAGCUCCCGAUCCUAUUGUCAAGGGACAAAUGAUGAAUAGAACACUAGUUGGCAAAGUAAUGAGACGAGAGGGCAGAAUUGUUUUUAUUGAACCGCACAAUAUUACCUUUAAUUUGGAUAAUGUUCGCUCUGAAUUUAUUCCCAUAGCUGGCGAUUGGGUGAAUAUUAGUUCUCUCGUGGAAGUUAGUGCCGACGCUGCCGAUUUGAAUGGUGAGGUUUUAGAGGUCGAUAGUAUUUCGCCUUUGAGAUCAAAUUUACACACGGGAACUAUUACCAGAUAUGAUGUGAACACUGGAGUUGGAAAUAUCGAUAGAACAACGAUUUUUACGAAAACGGUUUGCGAACCAGGUUACGUUCCAUGUGAGGGGGAUAAAAUUGUCACCGACAGUAUUGAAAGUGAUCAGGGACCUUUUGCUUGGCGUUCAUUGACGAUUGUUCCCCUGUCAAAUAAUAAGAAUGUAAACAACGAGUCGAAUGUAUUGAGAAAUGAUGAGGUGGACAAAAACGAAAUGGGCAAGGAAGAGGAAUUUGGAUUGAUAGUGAUGAAGAAUUUGGAGUUAACACUUGAAAUGCACCAGGAAAGGAAAAUAGAGGUAAAAAUAGAAAACAAAGGAUUUCAGAAACAAGAACUGGUGAAAUGUUGUUUUUUGUCGAAAAAAAUGGAAUCACAAUUAAUUCUACUUUCACCAAAUAUUAAUGAUAGAAUUAUCCUGCGACCGGGUGAGGAAAUAACCUACAAAUUCCUGUGUAAAAGUAAAUUUCUCGGUGUUUCGAGGGAGAAAUUUCUCUUUAUUUUCGAGCGCGCUAAAGUUAUUCGAACAUUUCAUAUCAAAGUUCAACCGAAACAACAAAAUGCUCAUCAGGGAAAUUUUGUGAAUGACAGAAGAAAGGAUAUUGUGGCCAGACAAGAUGUUCAUGAUGACAGUGGUUAUAUUCAUGGAAUAAGACCUUGCAAGGCACCAAAUUUCAUUGCCGUUCGAAGUGGUAUUUUCAAAAUACCACAAAUAUGUUGGAGUUUGGUACUGGAUGCUGAGAACAAUCGACAUAGUGCGGCGGAGAAGGAGAAUUUAAUUGGACAUGGCUUGCCUUGCUUGGUGGAUUCACUGACAAUGCAUAACUAUAGAAACAAGUUUCAUCAUCUCUUGUACUUGGAGGAAAUUUCUCAAAAUAUUUUGAUGCAACGAUACGAUAUGGAUAGUGCUAUUCUUGCACAUUGCGGUGAAUAUCUUAGUUUAACCGUUCCUGGACUGGCUGAAAAACGACCGUCACUGAUUUGUGGCGAUAAGGUUGUUGUCUCCUUCAAGUGGGAUUCGUCAAAAGGUAACAUGAAAUACGAAGGUUUCAUUCACAAAGUACGAAGUUGCGAGGUUCUAUUAAAAUUCAAUCCAAAAUUCCACGACGACUAUAGUGGCGAGGACUGUCAAGUUAGCUUCAAAGGAUCAAAUAGUACAACAAGACGUUGUCACGACGCUAUUAAUUUGGCCGUUAAUCAUCUGGGACAGGAAUUUCUCUUUCCAAAUAAAGUGACGGAGAAAGCGCCACAAUUUCACAUUACUGAAAUCGAGGAGAGAAAUUUAACAAAAACUGAGAAUAAUCACAAGAGAAAUGAGUCGAUCUCCUCCAAUUGUUCAACUGUGUCCAAUGUUGAUACUUCUUCAUCUGUUGACAGUGAAAUCAGAUCACCUCCAAGAGUCUCAGUGGUUGAGAGACUUUUUAACACAAAGCCAUGUUCCCCUGUUGAAAAGAAUGAGCUUGAAUUUAUCGUUUCAAAGGUGCAAUCAUCGAAUAAAUACGACGAUGAUAAUAAGAAGAUGAGGAAAAAUUUAACGAACGAUUGCAAAAAGAAUGGCACUAGUGACAUGGAUAGGCGUUUGGAAAAAGUCGAAUCGGAAUUAAGAAAACGAAAAUUAACGUGGUAUAAUAAACGUUUGAAUAUUUAUCAAAGAAGAGCGGUGUUAAAUAUACUCAAAGGUUAUGCACGUCCGUUACCUUAUGUUAUAUUCGGCCCACCAGGUACUGGAAAAACGAUAACUCUCUGCGAAGCUAUUCUUCAGAUUCUAACGACGAUUUCCAAUAGUCGACUCAUGAUUGCAACGCCGUCGAAUAGUUCGGCUAAUCUUAUUGCUGAACGUUUGUUGGAUAGUGGAGUUCUCAAACCCGGCGAUAUGGUGCGAUUGGUGGCCCAUCACUAUUUGGAAGAGGGUAAAAUACCCGAGAGACUAAUUCCGUAUUGUGCAACCGGCACACUUCAGGAGGAACGAAGUGGCAAUCAAAUGAAAAUUGAAAGCUCAGGUUUCAAGACAAAUUGCACGGCGAGUGUUUUGGGUCGACAUCGAAUAACAAUUGGAACUUGUUCGGCUCUGGGAAUAAUUUACAAUAUGGGCCUGGCACGUGGACACUUCACUCAUGUUCUUAUCGAUGAAGCGGGUCAAGCGACCGAACCCGAAAUCAUGAUACCAUUAACUUUCGUUCACGCCGACACUGGCCAGGUGAUUCUUGCUGGUGAUCCGAUGCAACUUGGUCCCGUUGUACAAUGUAAAUAUGCCACACACUUUGGAUUAGGCGAAUCAUUUCUCUCGCGAUUAUUGCAACGUUUUCCAUACCAAAGAGAUCCUCAGGGAUUUGAGACUGGUUAUGAUCCAAGACUGAUUACUAAAUUAUUGAUUAAUUAUCGGAGUUUACCGGAAAUUCUUAAACUACCGAAUUCAUUGUUUUAUGAUUCGGAAUUAAUUCCCGAGUUAUCGAGUGACAAGAGUAAUGAGGCAAAACUUUUGAGUAAAUUGGCUGCUGAUUUACCAGAGAGAUCUGGAUUACCGCCAGCAAUUGUGUUUCAUGGUGUGAAUGGAAAUAAUUAUCAGUUUCCUGACAGUCCAAGUUGGUACAAUCCAGAAGAAGCAACGCAGGUGUAUUUUUAUCUUUUGAAAUUAUUCGAUAGGGGUCUUUGCGCCGAUGACAUUGGAAUUAUCACUCCCUACCAGUCGCAGAUUCGUCAAAUUAAGGAUUUGCUACUUGAGAUGGAAAUGGAAUUGCCGAAAGUAGGAAGUGUCGAAGAAUUUCAAGGACAAGAACGAAAUGUCAUUAUCCUGUCAACUGUGCGAUCAACUUCUGAUUAUGUCAAUGAUGACAUAAAACACGCACUUGGAUUCGUUGCAUCGCCUCGACGAUUAAAUGUCGCAAUUACUCGAUCUCGAGCUCUAUUAAUUAUAAUCGGAAAUCCAUAUCUUUUAAACGAAGAUCCAUACUGGAGGACUGUUUUAAACUAUUGCCUCGAACGAGACUCAUACACUGGUUGCAGUAUUUCCCGCAGUGUUCCAACUUUUGAUCCAUAAACAUUAGUAAUUUUAACAAUAAUACAAAUCAUAUUCAGACAAGAAUUUUCUAUUAUACAGUAGCAAUAAUAAUGCAAAAUCAAACAUUUGCCUCUCGUUGUACAGUAAAGGAACAGGUAUUUUUUUUUAAUGAAACCCAAUCUAUUUUAUUUUGUUUAAAUUGAAAAUUUUUAUUUUUAUUCGUUUGUCAUUGUUAAUUUUUCAUUUUUUGUAAAUUAAUUUUGACUCAAAAUGACAACUGUACAUUUAUACUGAGCAAACAGGCGUUGAAAAAUAAAACGAUUGUUUCAAGA